Molecule: messenger RNA, 2846 nt
Organism: Pistacia vera
Lineage: Eukaryota; Viridiplantae; Streptophyta; Magnoliopsida; Sapindales; Anacardiaceae
Product: transcription termination factor MTEF18, mitochondrial-like
Exons: 1
Coding region: 1-2733 (910 amino acids)
Biological process (GO): regulation of DNA-templated transcription
Molecular function (GO): double-stranded DNA binding
Source: RefSeq, a predicted model, not a curated record
AUGACCCAUUUGCAGAAACUUGGAACAACAUCUAUUCUCAAAUGGGUUUCUUUAAAUUUAGUUGAAAACUUCAUUUCCGUAUCAAAGACACCAUUUUGGCCAUCUGAGACUGUUUACAGUGCUCAAAACUCUAGACUUUAUGGAAGAGAAAGAGGGGUUGAGAAUGCAAAUAUUGAAAAUAAAGUUAGCAUUUCACCAGCUAGUAGCGAUUCUAAAUAUUUUGGUAAGCUAUAUUCUGCUGCUUGGAAGGCAGCUCAAGCUGCAUUGUUCGAGUAUUUGCACUUGACUAGUAAUUUACAGUUCCUGGAUGCUGAGAAUAUGAGCAAAAACUCACCUUAUUUUGUUGAAAAUCUGUUAAAAUCGGUGGAGAAGGAAUUGGAUUUGAAGGAAAUUAUUCUUCGGUUUUUGCGGUAUCAUCCUAUUAAUGAAUUUGAGCCUUUCUUUGAGAGUGUAGGAUUGAAACCUAGCGAGUAUAGUCCUUUUCUUCCGCGCAAUUUGAUGUUCUUGAGUGAUGAUGAUUUGUUGCUAGAGAACUAUUAUGUUUUGUGUAAUUAUGGUGUUGAGAGAAAAAACAUGGGGAAGAUCUAUAAGGAGGCAAGGGAAAUUUUUCAAUAUGAUUUUGGAGUUCUGUCAUCGAAGCUUCAAGCUUAUGAGAAACUGGGCCUUAGUCAGAGUAUUAUUGGUAAAGUUAUUGUAUGUAGUCCUUAUAUCUUGAUUGGGGAUGUAAAUAUGGAGUUUGUUAAGGUGUUAGAGACGUUGAAGAGUAUAGGGGUCAAAUUCAGUUUGACUGAGAAGCACUCGAUGGAACAGAAUUCUUAUAAUUGGAGUAAGAUGCUUAGGCUUUUAAGCUUUUUUAGCGAGAUGGGAUUGAGUGAGGAGCAGUUAGGUAAAUUAAUCCGGCGACAUCCAGGACUGCUUUUGGAGGGUUCGGGGGAUGGAGCACUUACUCUGAUAGGACUUUUAUUAAAAUUUGGGUAUACUCUGGAUGAAGUUCGUUUGAUGUUUCUGCAGUCCCGAAAAAUUCCAGUGGGAAGAUUUUUCACACCUUUUUGGCCAUCUGGGUCUGUUUAUAUUGCUCAAAACUCUAGACUUUAUGGAAGAAAAAGAGGGGUUGAGAAUACAAAUAUUGAAAAUAAAGUUAGAAUUUCACCAGCUAGUAGUGAUUCUAAUUAUGUUAGUAAACUAUCUUCUGCUGCUUGGAAGGAAGCUCAAGCUGCAUUGUUGGAGUAUUUGCACUUGACUAGGAAUUUACAGUUUUCGGAUGCUGAGAAUAUGAGCAAAAACUCACCUUAUUUUGUCGAAAAGCUAUUAAAAUGGGUGGAGGAGGAGUCUGAUUUGAAGGAGAUAAUUUCUCGGUUUUUGCGGUAUCAUCCUAUUAAUGAAUUUGAGCCUUUCUUUGAGAGUAUAGGAUUGAAACCUAGUGAGUAUAGUCCUUUUCUUCCUCGCAAUUUGAUGUUCUUGAGUGACGAUAAUUUUUUGCUGGACAACUAUUAUGUUUUGUGUAAUUAUGGUGUUGAGAGAAAAAAUAUAGGGAAGAUCUAUAAGCAGGCAAGGGACAUUUUUCGAUAUGAUUUUGGAGUUUUGUCAUCGAAGCUUCAAGCUUAUGAGAGACUGGGGCUUAGUCAGAGUAUUAUUGGUAAAGUUAUCGUCUAUAGUCCUUAUAUCUUGAUUGGGGAUGUAAAUAUGGAGUUUGUUAAGGUGUUAGAGACAUUGAAGAGUAUAGGGGUUAAAUUUAGUUUGAUUGAGCAGCACUCGAUGGACCAGAAUUCUUAUAAUUGGAGUAAAAUGCUUAGGCUUUUAAGCUUAUUUAGCGAGAUGGGAUUGUGUGAGGAGCAGUUAGGUAAAUUAAUCCGGCGACAUCCAGGACUGCUCUUGGAGGGUUCAGGGGAUGGAGCACUUGCUCUGAUAGGACUUUUAUUAAAAUUUGGGUCUACUCUGGAUGAAGUUCGUUUGACUUUACUGCAGUCCCCACAAAUUCCAGUGGGAAGAUUUUUUACAAACUUGAAGGAAUGCUUUAAGUUCUUUUUUGAGAUUGACAUGGAGAUGGAUGAGAUUGGUAAGAUUUUCCGAUCUCAUUCCAUGUUGUUGGGUACAUGUACUUUAAAGAGAACUAGUUGCAUUUUUGGCCAUUUGGGUGUUGGGAAGAAGCGACUUCGUGAAUACAUCCAGGGGAAUCCCAACAAUCUGAAAAAUGUAGUUAGGGGUUCAAAAGUUAAACGAUUACCGAGGAUAAGAGACAGAGAAAGAUCUCUAAUGGCGAAGACUAAGUUCUUGGAGGAUGUGGGAUUAAUACAGAAUCCAAAUGAAGCGGAAAGAGCAUUGAAGUCUUUUCGAGGCAGAAGAGAGGAGCUUCAGGAGAGAUUUGAUUGUAUUGUGAAUGCUGGCUUAGAUAGAAAGGAUGUUACUGAAAUGAUUAGACUGUGCCCUUCAAUUAUUGGCCAGAAAAAGAGUAUCAUUGAAGCGAAAAUCAAUUUUAUUGUGCAUGAUUUGGGUUAUCCCAUAUCAUCUUUAUUGUCAUACCCAGGAUAUCUAAACUAUUCAAUGCAGAGGAUCAAGCUUAGGCUAUCGAUGUAUAAUUGGCUCACAGAACAAGGAAAGGCGGUACCUAUGCUUUCCUUGAGUACUCUCAUUGCAUUCUCCGAUAACACAUUCAUGAAGCGUUUUGUAAAUCAGCAUCCGGAAGGCCCUCGAGUUUUGAAGGAUUUGAAGAAACAAAUUUAUUCUGAGCAGUAGAAGUCUGUUCUUUUCGUUUGUACUUCCUUGGGUUCUGCCAUUCAAUGAUCCAUGUAAUUGCUGACAAGAUACAUGAUUUUGUUGCUCUUCAAGCUGAGAAAUUCAUCAAUCCA